AUGGAGUCUAGAAUUGAUGAAGGAUUCUUCGAGGCCGAUAAUAUCCAUAUUCCGGACAACCAUGAUUUGACCAAACGGGAUAUGCUUUCAUUUAUAUCCGCCGCUGUAGAUCAUCAGGGAUUAAUAGGGCAUAAUAUAGAUGGAUUUAAUGAGUUAAUGGAUAACGGAAUUAAUGAUAUUAUGCAACGGCUUUUCAGUAUAGAGCAACGUCAGAAAAAUAUCAGGACCCAAACUGAGGCAGAUAAAAAUAGGGAGGGUUUCACGAUCAAAAUACAAUUUCAUGAUGUGAAAAUCGAUAGACCCACCUGUACUACAUAUUAUACUGGACAAGUCUCGGAUCUUUAUCCUAGUCGAGCUAGACUUACAGGGCUUCCUUAUGCAGGAGCCGUCACUAUGGGCACUUCCAUUACCUUGCAGACGCAGUAUCUUGAUAAACAUAUUGAAGAACGAUCUGUAGAAAUCCCACUAACGCAAGUAGGAAGUUUUCCUACAAUGUUAGGAAGUAAUCAAUGCCAUACACACUAUUGCACACGCUCAAUAUUGAAAAAUAUGGGAGAAGAUCCUUCAGAUUCGGGAGGGUAUUUCGUAGCAAAGCGGGGCGAGUAUGUUGUAGAUUUGCUUGAGAAUAUUCGAUAUAAUAGUAUGCAUAUGCAUACCGCUGUGCGUCCUAAUGAGCAUGUGCGAGCAGAAUUUCUCUCACAGCCUGGUGGCACAUUCUCGAAUAGCUCUCAAGUACGAAUACGCUACCUUCUAAAUGGCCAGAUUACCAUCGAGAUUAAUUCAACCAAGCUAGAAAAAGUAAGCUUACCUUUCUAUCUUCUAUACAGGAUAAUCGCUUUGACCAGUGAUAGAGAAAUAGCAGAGACAAUAGUCUUCGAUGUGGAAGAUGAAAAUCCUGUUGAGGCCACACUUUUUUAA
Molecule: messenger RNA, 918 nt
Organism: Funneliformis geosporum
Lineage: Eukaryota; Fungi; Glomeromycota; Glomeromycetes; Glomerales; Glomeraceae
Source: the annotation of a GenBank genome assembly